Messenger RNA from Oryzias melastigma (Indian medaka), 734 nucleotides. Its product is annotated as transducin-like enhancer protein 4. Gene Ontology annotation, biological process: regulation of DNA-templated transcription; negative regulation of canonical Wnt signaling pathway. Gene Ontology annotation, cellular component: nucleus; transcription regulator complex. Gene Ontology annotation, molecular function: protein binding; transcription corepressor activity. The transcript is spliced from 3 exons. Lineage: Eukaryota; Metazoa; Chordata; Actinopteri; Beloniformes; Adrianichthyidae. The record is from RefSeq and is a predicted model, not a curated record.
UUUACCCCCCCCGUCUCCUCCUCAGCGCCUACUCGUUCCACGUCAGCGCAGACGGGCAGAUGCAGCCGGUGCCGUUCCCCCCCGACGCCCUGCUGGGGCCGGGCAUCCCGCGCCACGCCCGUCAGAUCCACACGCUGAACCACGGCGAGGUGGUGUGCGCCGUCACCAUCAGCACCUCCACCCGCCACGUCUACACUGGAGGCAAGGGCUGCGUCAAAGUGUGGGACAUCAGCCAGCCGGGGAGCAAGAGCCCCAUGGCCCAGCUGGACUGCCUGAACAGAGAUAACUACAUCCGCUCCUGUAAAAUCCUUCCGGACGGGCGGACCCUGAUCGUGGGCGGGGAGGCCAGCACUCUAGUUUUAUCAGAGCCUGUUUGGAUGAAAACAGCUGAUAUCCUGAACAUCUCUCAGGUUAAAAGCCUGGACUAGAGGAUGUACAGAAGCAGACUCUUGAACCUGCAGGUUUCCCGCUCUCAGAUCUCCCUGUUGUCCUCCUGCAGGCAGUUCCAGGGCCACACCGACGGGGCGAGCUGCAUCGACAUCUCCAACGACGGAACCAAGCUCUGGACGGGAGGUCUGGACAACACGGUCCGCUGCUGGGACCUGCGGGAGGGCCGGCAGCUGCAGCAGCACGACUUCACCUCACAGGUACAGAAGAAACCGGUUCACCGGCCAGCAGGUCUGAGGAGAUUUCACUCACGGAGUUUGAUAGAAGGUUGAGGUUUGGUUUUGGAG